Messenger RNA from Quercus robur (English oak), 832 nucleotides. RefSeq lists its product as uncharacterized. Lineage: Eukaryota; Viridiplantae; Streptophyta; Magnoliopsida; Fagales; Fagaceae. Gene Ontology annotation, cellular component: COPI vesicle coat. The transcript is spliced from 5 exons. Gene Ontology annotation, biological process: intracellular protein transport; intra-Golgi vesicle-mediated transport; retrograde vesicle-mediated transport, Golgi to endoplasmic reticulum. The coding region runs from base 113 to 556 and encodes 147 amino acids. The record is from RefSeq and is a predicted model, not a curated record.
CAAAACUCCGUGUCAGAAAAUUGAAACCCAAAAAUAAUAACAAUAAUAACAACAACAAUACCGGACUCAAAGAAAGAGCCAAAGGCAGAAGUAAAAGGCAAAACAGAAAGAAAUGUUGCUGGCGUUACUCAUCUCCAACUCUGUGGGCAACAUUCUUGUCGAACGGUAUCAUGGAGUUCCAACUGAGGAGCGAUUGCAUUGGAGAUCUUUCUUAGUCAAACUGGGAACAGAUAAUCUCAAAGGUGCAAAAAACGAAGAGCUCUUUGUGGCAUCACACAAGUCUGUUUAUAUUGUUUAUACGGUGCUUGGGGAUGUCUCGGUUUAUGUUGUUGGCAAGGAUGAGUAUGAUGAACUUGCAUUGGCUGAAGUGAUCUUUGUGAUAACCUCAACAAUCAAGGAUGUAUGCGCAAAACCUCCAACUGAACGCUUGUUUCUUGACAAAUAUGGAAAGAUAUGCUUGUGUCUUGAUGAAAUAGUUUGGACGGGAAUCCUCGAGAACACAGACAAAGAUCGAAUCAAAAGGCUGAUUAGGUUAAAGCCUCCAGCUGAGUUUUGAAGUAUGAGAGGAGCGUUUCGUGCCAUCUCACUCAUGCACAUGACAGUGAGCCAGCCAUGAUCACUUUAAUCACGGUGGUGAAGACAUAUUUUGUAAAAGAAAAGUGGUUGAGAAAUUUAAUUUGUGCUUAAUCAUCGAGUCUACUAUUUCAAGCUUGAAGAUUCAAUAGCUAUCUUUUGCUAUUUAUCUGGCUGGGACAUUGUCAAUUUGUCUCUAAUUCAGUGAAUAUUCAAUGCUAUCUUGUUACUGAUGCAAAACCUAGUUUUUAUUUUGAAA